This is a messenger RNA of Glycine soja, 3015 nucleotides long. RefSeq names its product scarecrow-like protein 34. The coding region runs from base 1 to 2625 and encodes 874 amino acids. Gene Ontology annotation, biological process: regulation of DNA-templated transcription. Lineage: Eukaryota; Viridiplantae; Streptophyta; Magnoliopsida; Fabales; Fabaceae. Gene Ontology annotation, cellular component: nucleus. Gene Ontology annotation, molecular function: DNA-binding transcription factor activity; sequence-specific DNA binding. The record is from RefSeq and is a predicted model, not a curated record. The transcript is spliced from 6 exons.
AUGGCUUUCGAUGCAGCAUCAAAGAACUGGGAAACCAUUCAGGUUGAAGCCCUCAAAAUAGAGAGCAAUGAGCUAGUUGCUGUCAACUGUCACCAGAGGAAGAUAAAUCCGGAUAUCUUUACUCAGUCCAUCACUAGUGGAUCAUAUAAUGCCCCUUUCUUGUCCACGCGGUUUAGGGAGGCUCUCUUUCAUUAUUCUGGCAUUUCUGAUAAGAUUGACACUGUCAUACCUCGUAAAAACGAUAGGAGGUUGAUGGUUGAGAGAGAGCUUUUGGGCAGGGAGAUUAUGAAUUUUAUAGCAUGUGAAGGUUCUGAGAGGAUUGAGAGGCCUGAGACAUACAAACAGUGGCAGGUUAGGAAUAUGAAGGCUGGUUUCAAGCAGUUACCACUGGAUGAAGAAUUAAUGGCCAAAUUCAGGAGUAAGUUAAAGGAAUACCACAGAGAUUUUGUCUUAGAUGAAAAUAACAACUGGAUGCUUCAAGCAUGCUGCAAUGGUGAAGCUUAUUUUGCUGGUUACAAUGUUUCAAGUUCUGAUAUCCUUGGUCUCUGGCUACCUACUUUCUUAACCUUCAGAAAAACUUUAUUGAAAUUACUGUUAAAUGUCUGCUGCAUAACCAUAUCAAAUCAUAUCUCAUUCUUUCUGAACAGAGUCAAAACCUAUUUCAGUGUUGUUGGUUUUGGUGAAGACGAUGGCAUAGCGUAUCUCUCAGACUCGCUUGGUUUUGCAACCAUGGAAGACAACGACUUCUCAGAAACUGCAAAGUUCAUUAGCCAGAUCCUCAUGGAAGAAAACGUUGAACUUGAACAGAGCCCAUUCUACGACUCACUCACUCUGCAAGUUACUGAGAAAUCCUUCUACGACGCUCUCGCCGGUAACCUACUUCUCAGUCCCCAAGCUAGCAACACCAAUUUUUCAGUUGAAAAUUCUCGUGAGUUGAACCUCCCUUCCCCAGAUUCUCUUUCUGUUUCUGCUCUUCAGUUUAACCCCCACGCACUCUCUCAACCACCACCUUUGGUUAAUGUUAGUGAAGGAGUCUCUGAUUUGGACUCUUCUAUUGCAAGACUCUUAGCACAUAAUAUUUUCAAUGAUGUUGAUUCUGUUUCCCACUUUAGGAGAGGCUUCGAGGAAGCUAGUAGAUUUCUUCCUCCAGGGCCUAACCUUGUAACUGCUCUACAUUCAAACGCGCAAGAACCAAUCAAUUCUUUUCGAGAGAAUUCCUAUGGGUUGUUGAAGGGUAGAAAGAAUCUUGAGCGCCAAGAGAUAAACACUAGAGAAGAAGAAAGAGGAGGGAGAAGUAACAAGCAAUCAGCAUUUUCCUUUGUUGAUGAGAGUGACCUGUCAGAUGCUAUUGAUAGGGUGUUUCUUAGUGUGGAAAACGUGUGUAGUGAACACAGUUCUUUGCAGAGUGGACCACUGAGAGCGGAGGAGCAAGAUCGAGGGAAGGGUCUUUCAAAGAAACAAGAGAGGAGGAAGCAGGAAACAGUGGAUUUGAGGAAUCUUCUGUUGAUGUGUUCACAAUCUGUGUAUGCCAAUGACAACAGGACUGCCAAUGAAUUGCUAAAACAGAUUAGGCAACACUCUUCUCCCGUUGGGGAUGCAUCACAGAGGUUGGCUCAUUACUUCGCCAAUGGCCUCGAGGCACGCUUGGUUGGGGAUGGUACAAGUUCGCAAGGAAUGUAUACUUUUCUGAGCUCUAAGAACAUCACUGCUGCAGAGUUUCUGAAGACACACCAAGAUUUUAUGUCCGCCAGCCCUUUCAAGAAGUUUACAUAUUUCUUUGCUAAUAAAAUGAUUAUGAAAGCAGCUGCCAAGGUAGAAACCGUCCAUAUUAUUGAUUUUGGUAUCCUAUAUGGUUUCCAGUGGCCAAUUCUUAUCAAGUUUUUGUCAAAUAGGGAGGGUGGACCUCCCAAGCUUAGAAUAACGGGGAUAGAGUUUCCCCAACCCGGCUUUCGUCCCACAGAAAAAAUUGAUGAGACUGGUCGCCGUCUGGCUAACUAUUGUAAGCGUUAUAGUGUUCCCUUUGAGUACAAUGCCAUAGCAUCAAAGAACUGGGAAACCAUUCGGAUUGAAGCCCUAAAAAUUGAGAGCAACGAGCUAGUUGCUGUCAACUGUCACCAGAGGUUUGAGAAUUUACUGGAUGACUCUAUUGAAGUGAACAGUCCUAGAAAUGCAGUCCUGCAUUUGAUCAGGAAGAUAAAUCCAAAUAUUUUUACUCAGUCCAUCACUAAUGGAUCAUAUAAUGCCCCGUUCUUUGCCCCGCGGUUUAGGGAGGCUCUCUUUCAUUAUUCUGCUAUUUAUGAUCUGAUUGACACUAUCAUACAUCGUGAAAAUGAAAGGAGAUUGAUGAUUGAGAGAGAGCUUUUGGGCAGGGAGAUUAUGAAUGUUAUAGCAUGUGAAGGUUCUGAGAGGAUUGAGAGGCCUGAGACCUACAAACAGUGGCAGGUUAGGAAUAUGAAGGCUGGUUUCAAGCAGCUACCACUGGAUGAGGAAUUAAUGGCCAAAUUUAGGACUGAGUUAAGAAAGUGGUACCACAGAGAUUUUGUCUCAGAUGAAGAUAGCAACUGGAUGCUUCUAGGUUGGAAGGGCCGCAUUUUGUUUGCUUCCACUUGUUGGGUGCCAGCAUGAUGAGAUGCUGCAGGACUCGGUUCAAAACUCAUACUAUACUGAAGGUUCUUGUAUCAUUGGUCUGGCUACCUACUUUCUUAAACUUCAGGUGCUGUGGACAAGAUUGUACCUAGCUUUUCUCCAAGUUACUUGAUAAAAUUAUGGCACAUGUUUUCGGGUGAAUGUAAUGCAAUUUCUGUAUUUUUAUUGAUCCUAAGGAGGGCAUAUUAGAGUAGGAGGGCCAUUAUAGCAUGUAUUAGGCAUUUCACAUCCUUCCGUAUAAAUUUGUAAAAUGAUUUUGCUGGAUCCAAAUUAGCUACUGAAUUAGCAAGAUGUGAUGAUUUGAAGCAGAUGACUAUGUUCAGUUUUUUUUUUUUUUCCAGUGAUAUCCCUACUUACAGUUUUGUUUUA